Molecule: messenger RNA, 3368 nt
Organism: Opisthorchis viverrini
Lineage: Eukaryota; Metazoa; Platyhelminthes; Trematoda; Opisthorchiida; Opisthorchiidae
Exons: 17
Coding region: 86-3115 (1009 amino acids)
Biological process (GO): glycine decarboxylation via glycine cleavage system
Cellular component (GO): mitochondrion; glycine cleavage complex
Molecular function (GO): pyridoxal phosphate binding; glycine binding; glycine dehydrogenase (decarboxylating) activity
Source: RefSeq, a predicted model, not a curated record
GUCUUCGUUGUGCCAGUAGCUCCGAGAUUCACGCAGUCGAGGCUACCUGCUUGGCGCAGUGCGGACCGGACUAAUCCAGUUGACAAUGCUCUUACCACGACUCACUAGGAUCCUGCGACUGCGUUGGACUGGUUUAGCUGGGCUGUGUAGACUUACUCAAACUGCUACUAGUCCGACGCUUGAGACCACGAAGGUUCACCCAGAAUCACCUAUUGGUAACUUUCAAAGCCGUCAUAUUGGACCUUCGGACCAGGAUGCGGCAGACAUGCUUAAAUUUUGCGGAUACCGAAGCAUGGACGAAUUAAUCUCCAAAGCGAUUCCCGAUGCUGUUCGUCUGAAAAGAGACUUGUGUCUGGAGGAACCGAUGAAUGAAUUCGAUAUCCUUAAACGAUUGGAGAAAAUGAUGAACAAAAAUCAAGUGUGGCGCUCUUAUAUUGGGCAGGGCUACUAUGGAACCAUCACACCCACACCCAUAAUACGCAACAUUUUUGAAAAUCCUGGAUGGUACACCUCGUACACACCAUACCAACCGGAAAUAUCGCAGGGACGUCUGGAAGCACUUCUAAACUUUCAAACGGUUGUUUCCGAGCUAACUGGAUUACCUGUUGCUAACGCUUCGCUUCUUGAUGAAGGAACAGCAGCCGCUGAAGCCAUAUCCAUGGCAUACCGAGUGACAGCACGAAGCAAGGUUCUGGUUGAUUCCGCAUGCCACCCACAAACGAUUGAUGUUGUACGUUCCAGAGCUAACGGCCUUGAUUUCGAAGUUCAAGUGCUGGACUUCAAGGAUACGAUGGAAGUGGAAAAGUUACUGGCAACUGACACAUUUGCUGCAUGUCUGAUGCAAUACCCGGACACUGAGGGAAACUUGCAUGCUGAAAUGGUGUCCAAAAUUUCAGAGAUGGCGCGCAAGCAUAAAACACUUUCCGUCGUUGCAACCGAUCUUUUGGCGUUGACUUUAGUUCGGUCACCGGGUGAGCUUGGCGCUGAUGUGGCCAUCGGUUCGGCGCAACGUUUUGGUGUGCCAAUGGGGUUUGGAGGUCCACACGCUGCCUUUUUCGCAACACGCCAAGAAUUCGUUCGAGCAGUACCUGGUCGUGUGGUUGGUAUUUCGAAGGAUUCCCACAAGCGACCGGCAUUACGACUUGCCCUACAAGUUCGGGAACAGCAUAUUCGUCGUGACAAGGCUACCAGCAACAUUUGUACAGCACAAGCUUUACUUGCCAACAUGGCUAGCUUCUAUGCAGUGUAUCACGGACCCCAAGGGUUGAGAGAUAUCGCCUCCAGAGUGCAUCGAAACACCAUUCGCCUAGCUGCGUCACUUAUCCUCGCCAAAUAUGAGAUUUGCAGCGAUGGACCCGUGUUUGACACUUUGAAGGUGCGAACAUUAGAGAACUUGCGGAAUAUUAACACGAUAAAAGAGCAGGCUCUUCAAAAACGCAUCAAUCUCCGCUAUUAUCCGGACGAACAAUCGGUUGGCAUUUCGCUGGACCAGACUGUGACAGAUGAAGACUUUAUGGAUAUUUUGUACGUUUUUGAUGCUCCCAUAACCACUGUCGAACCAGCAUCUAAACACUGUUUAUUCUCAAACCCAGAGCUUCUUCGAAAAGAUGAGUAUUUGAACCAUGCUGUGUUCAACUCUUACCAUUCGGAAACCGAAUUGCUUCGCUAUAUGAAACAGCUGGAGAACCGAGACGUCUCUCUGACUCAUUCCAUGAUUCCUCUGGGCUCUUGUACGAUGAAACUGAACGCCACCACCAGCAUGAUGCCGUGCUCGUGGCCCACGGUCAACUCACUGCAUCCGUUCGUCCCAGCGGAACAAACACAGGGCUAUGAAGCAUUAAUUCACGACCUCGAACAGGAUUUAGCCGAAGUAACCGGCUACGAUCAUGUAUGUUUGGCGCCAAACAGUGGAGCUCAGGGAGAAUAUGCAGGUCUGUGCGCGAUUGCCAGGUUCCUAAAGAGCAGAGGUGAAAUCCAACGCAAGGUUUGCCUGAUCCCCACUUCCGCACAUGGGACGAAUCCGGCCAGUGCGAAAAUGGCCGGAAUGUCUGUUCAUCCUUUGUUCAACACAAAAGCCGGCGGGUUCGAUAUGGCUCAUUUACGAGAGCAGUUGGAUCGGUUCAAAAACACAGUUGCAGCUAUGAUGGUAACCUAUCCAAGCACGUUUGGUGUGUUUGAUGAGGAGCUGCUGGAGGCGUGUGAGCUGGUCCACAACGCCGGUGGACAAGUGUAUCUAGACGGGGCAAACAUGAAUGCGCAGGUUGGCCUUUGUCGUCCAGGAGACUUGGGAACAGAUGUCUGCCACUUGAAUUUGCAUAAAACAUUCAGUAUUCCACACGGGGGUGGAGGACCUGGCAUCGGACCGAUUUGUGUCAAAGAACACCUUGCUCCUUUCUUGCCUCAACAUGCAUGGCGUAAUCCGUGCCUCAACGCAAGCCACAUGCUCUCCACCGUUGAUUCCUCACCGCAUACCGUGUGCUCCGCUCCAUUUGGCUCGGCUAGCCUACUGUUGAUUCCGUGGUCCUACAUAAAACUUUUAGGGCCAAAAGGAGUUCGCAAGGCCUCAGAAACUGCCAUUCUCAAUGCGAACUACAUGCUUCAACGAUUACGGGACCAUUAUCCAAUCAAAUUUGUCAACAAGAACGGAUGUUGUGCUCAUGAAUUUAUUGUGGAUUGCUCGUCUUUUGAAAAACACCGCAUCUUCACAAUCGACAUUGCAAAACGACUUAUAGACUACGGAUUUCAUGGACCAACCAUGUCCUGGCCCGUCCCCUCCAGCUUGAUGAUUGAACCGACUGAGUGUGAGUCGCGGGCAGAAUGUGACCGGUUGUGCGAUGCACUGAUUCUUAUCAAACAAGAGAUCGAGAAGGUCGCUCGAGGUGAAUGGCCGAUCGAUUGUAACCCACUGAAGCUUGCACCACAUACAGUGGAAGAUGUGACUUGCGAUAAAUGGGAUCGUCCCUACAGUCGUCAGGAGGCAGCCUUUCCCGCGCCAUGGCACUGCGUCACUAAGGGUCUAUUCGACAGGCGAAGUAAAACUUGGCCAACCGUUGGUCGCAUAGACGACGCAUAUGGAGAUACGCAUUUGUGUUGUGCCGUCCCAACCGGAUAUUGAUCAGUCAUAUAAAGCGACAAUUAAACAAGCGAACACUUGUCUCUCGAUUGUUCGUACAGUUACGUACGAUAAUCCCAGUGACAGAUCUCGUUUGAUGCUUCUUUCCGUCAGCUGAAACACCAGCCUGAAAUUUUGACAUAUAUUCAAUACUUUCAACUCUGGUGCUUCACUAAUUUCAUUGUUAGUAAACUCAUCUCAUUUCACCAAGUGUGUCAGUUGCCCCGAGGACAGAGUUGUCCAACUUGGAAGGAAU